AUGCACAUUCUUUUGUGUACAGACAGCCCCCGGCCCCGCCCCCUUCGGAACUCUCCCCGGUCUCACUUGUUGUCGUUUCCGUUCUACGCCAUUUUCCACGGACACUCGAGAAGAUCGUCCCUGGCUCCCACAGAGACGAGCAAUUUUGCAAUUAAUCAACAAAUCAAGCUACCGCCAUGCAUCGUGACUGUCCCCUCGAUUGCAAGUGUAUGGGUCGCCAGAAACCCCCCAGGUUUUGCCUUUGUGGAGUUUGAAGAUCCCAGAGAUGCUACUGAUGCAGUCCGUGAGCUUGAUGGAAGGACAAUGUGUGACUGCCGGGUGAGAGUUGAGUUGUCCAGUGGAGAGAAGCGCAGUCGUUCACGUGGGGCACCCCCUCCUUGGAGCAGACGACCCAGAGAAAGAGAUGAUUAUCGGGGACGACGAAGCUCACCAGCUCGAAGAAGAGCCACCACCAUGCCUCUUCUCACCACCCUCUGA
Messenger RNA from Knipowitschia caucasica, 477 nucleotides. NCBI's taxonomy places the organism in Eukaryota, Metazoa, Chordata, Actinopteri, Gobiiformes, Gobiidae. The record is from the annotation of a GenBank genome assembly.